UUUACCAUUUUUACAUUGGCCUCGUUCCAGCUAAUAAGGUAUUAAAGUAGUCUCCACCAAUGCAAGGGCUCACUGCUGAUAGGUACAUUGUGUCUUCUGGACCAAUUCUUAUGCAAGAAAAAUGUCUGAAACAGCUUUGAGAAUCAGUUCCCUUGACUACCUGAAGGAGCUCAAUACCAAGCUUCACCACACAUCGGACUACCUGACCACAGCUCUGACCGUACGGAGGGGGCAGAGCUUUAAGUUACGCCUGCAACUGAGCAGAGAGCUCAACCCCCAGGACCAGGUGGUGCUUCAGCUCAGCGUGGGUGAUCGCCCCCUGCAGGCCAAGGGGACACUCGUGCUGAUCCCAGCUCGGCAUGAGUCAGAAGCAGGGCAUUGGGGUGCCACCAUCAUCCACACGUCCCAGAACCAGUGCGAAGUUGAUGUGAGGACAGCCCCUAAUGCUAUUGUGGGAAAGUACUCCCUAAUGUUGAAGAUUGGUGAUGAUUAUACCUACCAACCGCAGCACAGUUACUUCUACCUGCUGUUCAACCCCUGGUGUAAAGAUGAUGAUGUGUACCUCCCUGAUGAAAACGCCUGUGGCGAGUAUGUGCUCAGUGAUAUGGGCUACCUCUAUGUUGGCCACAACACUGACAUCAAAGAAAGACCAUGGAACUUUGGCCAGUUUGAGGAGGGGGUGUUGGAGGCGUGUGUGGAGCUGCUGGAUAAGAGCAAGCUGGGCCAAACUGCCAGGAGUGACCCUGUGAGACUAUCCAGGGCCAUGUCUGCACUGGUGAACUCUAAUGAUGACCGUGGGGUCCUAAUGGGAAACUGGUCUGGGAAGUAUCUCCAGGGGACAUCCCCACUCAAUUGGACUGGCAGCUCAGCUAUCCUGCUUCAAUACAAGCAGAGCAAGGCCCCUGUCAAAUACGGGCAAUGCUGGGUGUUCUCCGGAGUCCUCACUACAGUGAUGCGCUGUCUGGGGAUCCCAGCCAGGAGUGUGACCAAUUUUAACUCCGCCCAUGACACAGACGGGAACCUGACCAUAGAUAUCUACAUCAACAUGAAAGGAGAGCAGCUGGACAAAAUGACUUCUGACUCCAUCUGGAACUUCCAUGUGUGGAACGAUGUGUGGAUGAAACGCCGAGACCUGCCAGGAGGUUAUGAUGGUUGGCAGGCCCUGGAUGCUACUCCUCAGGAGGAAAGUGGAGGAAUCUACCAGUGUGGCCCAUGUCCUCUCAAGGCUAUAAAGAAUGGAGAGGUUCACCUGCCCUAUGACGCCAGGUUCAUCUUUGCUGAGGUGAACGCAGACCGUGUGCUGUGGAGGGUGGAAGGCCCUGGGCAUACUGCUACCAAGGUGAAGGCGCAGCAGAACGUUGUGGGGCUGAACAUCAGCACCAAGGCAGUGGGGCAGGAUCGCAGAGGGGACAUCACUCUGCUCUACAAGUUCGCUGAAGGCAGCAAAGAGGAAAGGAAGGCGAUGGAUAAAGCCUGUGCCAUUUGCUCUGAAGCCGGUCCCUCUGAGGAACCUCGCAACUUGCUGCUGGAGGUGAAGAGUUCUGGCCCUACCAGCCUGGGCUCUCCAAUCAGCUUCUCCAUCAAUCUCGAGAACCUGCUGCCGCGCCCACUCACUCUCACCCUCACAGCUGCUGCCCAGCUCCAGGCUUACAACGGCUCGACGAUUGCCACAGUGAAGAACAUGCAGCAGGAAGUGACUAUUGAGGCAACGAAAGGCACUUCUAUUCCAUUGAAAAUAGAGGUACAAGAGUACCUGCCUCAACUGUCAGAUGCAAAUGACAACCUGCACCUCCAUGUCACUGUUAUGGCUGAGUGUAAGGACCCCAGCUUUAUCUGCACUGAAAACACCAUCAUCAGCUUUGAGUAUCCUCCAAUUAAAGUGGAGCUUCCUGACACUGCCAAGCUUGGUAAAAAAUUCACUGGAACUUUCACAUUUAAGAACACUACGGGUGUUGCCAUGGACAACUGCAAACUCCUAGUUGAGGGCCUGGGCCUCUUCAAAUUGGCAACCUUCAACCAAGGGAAUAUUGCAGUUGGCAGGAUCUUCCGGUCAGAGAUACUGUGCACCCCAUACCGAACUGGAAGGCGGAAGAUUAUUGCCAAGAUCAUCUCUGACCAAAUCAGUGGGAUCACGGCUGAGGGGUUUGUUAAGGUGGAGUGAAAAAUCACAAGCAGGCUUGGUUUUAAAAGGUCAGAAUGAUAGGUAUGGUCUGGGGUGGAGGAAGGUGGGGAGAAGAGCUUCUAAGUAAUAAGGUAUGGUUGCUCACUAAUGGGAUAUAUAUGUAUUUGAUAGAGGGAAAUAUUUAUGUAGAAUAUAUUAUACAAAUGAGAACCCCAAAAUCUUUUUGGAUCAAUAUGAAAGUAGUAUGCAACACACAACACAGCAAUAUUACAGCAAGAUAAUGCUGCAAACACAAUUAGCUAAACCAAACAAUUGAGGAAACCAAAAAAUAUUUCAAAUGAGUAAGACAUGAUACAAUACACUAGUGUAUGUAUCAUGUUACCUCGUUCCCUGUAUGACUAUAUAAAAUCGACAGAGGGGUUUGACAUGACUUCAUAGUUUGUUGUGCAAGUCAACCAUACAGACAUAAUCAUACUGUUGUUGUGUGUGGGGAUUUGCUGGUGCUUCUAUAUGUGUUUUCUUUCUAAAGAAACUCAGAUUUAGGUUAAGGUGAUGAUGAUAUUAUGAAAUGAUAAGGUGAAAAGGAAAACGGGAAUUUAUAACCUGGGCUGUCUAAUCUGUUUCAUAUGGGAAUAAAAGACUUUUAAAGCA
This is a messenger RNA of Anguilla rostrata (American eel), 2773 nucleotides long. RefSeq names its product protein-glutamine gamma-glutamyltransferase 4-like. Gene Ontology annotation, biological process: peptide cross-linking. Gene Ontology annotation, molecular function: protein-glutamine gamma-glutamyltransferase activity. The record is from RefSeq and is a predicted model, not a curated record. The transcript is spliced from 14 exons. Bases 122 to 2161 code for a protein of 679 amino acids. NCBI's taxonomy places the organism in Eukaryota, Metazoa, Chordata, Actinopteri, Anguilliformes, Anguillidae.